AUGAUGUCGCUUUAUAACGAGAUCCUCACGUCAUCAAAAUUCCUGCGUAUAACAGAAUUCAACAGUUCUUACGCUUGAGAGACCGUGUACAUGGAAGACAUUGCUAUGAACGGGAGUAAUUUCUCUAAUUCCGUUUGGGAAUCGGCGGUUCCACCAUCUCUGCAAUUUGCUUUUGGAGUAAUUGGAAACACAAUCGCUUUAAUUGUUUUAGUAUGCACUUCAACUUCUCAUAAAUGGCAGACAUUUUACAAACUGGUUGGAGGGUUAGCAAUAACAGACGGUGGCGGUAUUCUGCUCAUGUAUCCGCCUAUCUUAGCCAGAUACGCCACGGACUUCACUUUUGACUUUCCAAACACGCUUUGUGCGUACAAUUCCUUUCUGUCCUCAUUCACAAUUCUGUCGUCUGCGAUGAUCGUCUGCGCCAUGUCCAUAGAUCGCUGUAUGGCCGUGUACUUUCCUUUUCAUUACAAUUCAGAGAGAGGAGAUAGGAAGCGGGCCGUCGUGAUGCUGAUAGCCAUUUGGACCGUGGGAGGUUUGAUUUCAAGUUUACAUUUGAUGGGUUUAGGAUCCGUAUACUACUUUUACCCAGGUUCUUGGUGUUUUCUGAAUUUCAUCAGUGACAAUACUCUGGAAUUAGUAGAUUCCUUUAUAUACUCAGGAGUAGGCUUUACCGUCCUCCUUGUUACUGUGUUUCUUAACGUGUCAGUGAUAGCGGCGUUUGUCAGGGAUAUUAACCACACUGACGGUCACCUCCAACGUGUCAAAAAAGAUGUGUACAACGUCAUAUUCCUGUCUGUCAUUGUUGUCGUCUCCAGCCUGUGCUGGACGCCAUUAAUGUGGAGAAUAUUUUCAAUAGCCUGUAAACUAAGUCAUGAAAAUCAGGACCUGGAACUUCUAGUUCUGAGAUUAGCUGUGACGAACUCUAUAAUAGACCCCUGGAUCUAUAUACUCCUGCGGAAGGAGACAGUGCAGUAUCUUCAUAGAAAAGUAGUGCGGUGUAAAGGUGCUGGUGAUCACAAUCAACAACGUAAUAAGUGCACACCACCGAACUCCGAAUUGUCAAAAACCAGCUCUCACCCUGUGAGAUACAGUACAUCGCAUAAUAGAUAGAUGUCAUACCGAGUGUUUAUAAAUAAACUUAGCUCUCACCCUGUGAGAUACAGUACAUCGCCUAAUAGAUAGAUGUCAUACCGAGUGUUUAUAAAUAAACUUAGCUCUCACCCUGUGAGAUACAGUACAUCGCCUAAUAGAUAGAUGUCAUACCGAGUGUUUAUAAAUAAACUUAGCUCUCACCCUGUGAGAUACAGUACAUCGCCUAAUAGAUAGAUGUCAUACCGAGUGUUUAUAAAUAAACUUAGCUCUCACCCUGUGAGAUACAGUACAUCGCCUAAUAGAUAGAUGUCAUACCGAGUGUUUAUAAAUAAACUUAGCUCUCACCCUGUGAGAUACAGUACAUCGCAUAAUAGAUAGAUGUCAUACCGAGUGUUUAUAAAUAAACUUUGAUGUAUUAGAAUGCUUCACUUCCACAAUGCCCUCAUGGGUAUUAUUUUUAUGUUGGGUUUCACAUCUAUACCAUGUUGUUCAUACGCAUGUUCUGCAUACAUACUAAUGUUGAAA
This is a messenger RNA of Ostrea edulis (European flat oyster), 1617 nucleotides long. Its product is annotated as prostaglandin E2 receptor EP4 subtype-like. Gene Ontology annotation, molecular function: prostaglandin E receptor activity. The record is from RefSeq and is a predicted model, not a curated record. Gene Ontology annotation, biological process: negative regulation of inflammatory response; cellular response to prostaglandin E stimulus; inflammatory response. Lineage: Eukaryota; Metazoa; Mollusca; Bivalvia; Ostreida; Ostreidae. Bases 91 to 1110 code for a protein of 339 amino acids. The transcript has 2 exons. Gene Ontology annotation, cellular component: plasma membrane.